AUGUCGUCCAAGGCGCCCAAGAUACCCCCCUCACACACGGCCAUCAUCCAGCAUGAAGGCGGAACCACCAAGAUCACCACGGGCCUGCCACUUCCGGUGCUGGCCCCUGGGCAGGUCCUCGUCAAGACCGCAGCAGUCGCCCUGAAUCCGUGCGACUUCAAGAUGCCGCAAAGGUUCCAGAGCCCUGGCACCUACGCCGGAUGCGACUUCGCCGGAACGGUCGUGGCCCUGAGCGACGAGGUGGCCGCCAACGGGCUGCUCAAGAUGGGCGACCGCGUAUUCGCCGCCGUGAUUGGCAACAAUCCCCACGACAAGGACUCCGGGGCCUAUGGGGAAUAUCUCAAGGCGACUGCUGUGUUCUCCUGGAAAAUCCCGGACUGGAUGUCCUUCGAAGAGGCAGCGGGUCUGAGCGGCACCUGCAUUGCGACCGCAUGCAUGUCUCUAUUCCGGUCUCUGCAGCUUCCUGGGACUUUCGAAGAGCCUGCGGCGAAACCGCUAGACGUCCUGAUCUGGGGUGGUGCCACGUCGGUCGGGACCAUGAUGAUUCAGAUGGCGAAGCUUAUGGGGCACCGAGUCAUCUCAACCUCGUCGCCGAAGAAUUUCGACCUUGUCAGGUCAUACGGGGCAGACGCCGUCUUCGACUACCACUCGCCUACGUGCGCUGCCGACAUCAAACAAGCCACACGAAACAACCUGCGAUUCGUUGUGGACCCGUUCUCCCAGGUGAGGACGAUGGCCCUCUGCGAUGAGUCCAUGGGCCGGGCUGGAGGGCGAUACGUGGCUUUGGAAUCGUAUCAGGAGAGUUCGGACCGCAAGUCCAAGCUGAUCAAGAGAGAACUCAUCAUGGGGCAGGCGAUUACUGGAAGGGCGAUCAAGCUGACAGAUGGCUAUGGGAAACCAGAUGACCCCGAACUGGGCGUCUGGGGAAUUGAGUGCUACAAAAGCAUCCAGCGGCUGGUCAACGAGCGCAAGCUAAGGCCGCACCCUCUCAAGAUCCUAGAUGGGGGGUUUGAGGAUGUUCUGAAUGGCCUGGAAAUGCUGAAGAGAAAGGAAUUAUCGGUGUGCUGGGGGGCCACUGUUGGCCAAGUCGUCGUCAUUGCUAUCAUCACCGCCGCCACAGCCCAGGAUGCGCACAUGAUUUUGGCAGCGAAUGCGGUGCUCGAAAGCCUCAGAAACUAA
Diaporthe citri is the source of this 1179-nucleotide messenger RNA. RefSeq lists its product as uncharacterized. The record is from RefSeq and is a predicted model, not a curated record. The transcript is spliced from 3 exons. Bases 1 to 1179 code for a protein of 392 amino acids. Gene Ontology annotation, molecular function: oxidoreductase activity, acting on NAD(P)H. Lineage: Eukaryota; Fungi; Ascomycota; Sordariomycetes; Diaporthales; Diaporthaceae.